Messenger RNA from Leptomonas pyrrhocoris, 1899 nucleotides. RefSeq lists its product as hypothetical. The transcript has a single exon. Bases 1 to 1899 code for a protein of 632 amino acids. Gene Ontology annotation, molecular function: nucleic acid binding. The record is from RefSeq and is a predicted model, not a curated record. NCBI's taxonomy places the organism in Eukaryota, Euglenozoa, Kinetoplastea, Trypanosomatida, Trypanosomatidae.
AUGGCCCCACCACACAACACCAUGAGCAGCUUCAAACACAACCCGUACCAGCAGUUUUCGUCGCAGCCGUCGCCUUCCGCAGUCGAACGCCGCGCAGCGCUCCAGCAACAGCAGCAGCAGCAACAGCAACAGGAGGUACCACAGCGGCCCCUCGCGUCGCCAAUUGUUUGCCCCGCUCCUUACUCACCCCUCUCCAGCGGCACCGUCCCCACCUCUCCACCUUCCUUCAGCAGCGGCAACCGCGUUCUCGUCUCGCGCGAUGUGAGCAGCGGCGGCAACGCCGACGGAUUGCCUCAUGCCUCGCCGCUCUCCAGCACCACCACCGCCACCACCCUACGCAGCCCCGUCCUCUCCAGCAACGUGUCAUCGCCGCAUCUUCACUUCGACGCACAGCGCGAAUCGCUGUCUCUGCCGGGGGCGAUGCCGCACUCCGCGCCAACCUCCUCCAAUCGAAGGUCCCCGCUCACCCCGGCGAGCCGGCCGCCAUGGCAGCCGGGUGACACAGCCGGCAGCUUCAACCCCUGCGGCGGCUCCUCCGGUCUGGCGGCGUCCUACAGCGAUCCGAUCUCUGCGUUGGGGCACCCCUACAACUUCUACGCUGGUGACAGGACGGAGGUCGUUGCUGGGUCGCCCAGCUCUAACAUGACGCCGCUCUCUGCCGUGGCGGCCGCCGACAAGCCCGCGACGACGCUCUUCAUCGACGGUCUGCCGUCCUCCAUCGAAAACCAGUAUCAGCUGUGCCCCUACGUGCCACCGCAGGGCCGUGUGAAGGUGCGCGUGAAGCGCUCCAACGGCCGCGAUGUUGGCUUCGCGGAGUACGACGGCGUAGACUCCGCGAGUGCGGCGCUGGAGUGGUUCAGAGGCAUCCGCACCAUGAAGGAAACGGUCCAGACCUCCGGCUGCGCUGCGAUGCUGGGUGCGGUGGGCAGCCACGGCGGCACCUGCUGCUCCUGUGGCCGUGCCUACGCCGCACCUUCCCAAAGCCAGCCCCAACCUCAUACAGCGGAGAGCACGUAUCCGCGCUCCUACACGCAGUGGGUGCCCGUGGCGUACAACGAUUACCUGGCGCUGCGCGACGACCCGGUGCAGUUCGCGCAGCUGCUGCGGCAGUGUGUCAGCCUACGAGUGGAGUGGGCGCGGACACGCGAGGCGCAGCACACACCGGCGCAGCAAAUGGCCGGACAGCCCGCUCAAGUCGUCGAGGGCGCUGCGCAGCUUCACACCCUUUCCUCGCCGCUGCAGUCCAUCGCGGCGAUGCUGACGUCCAUGCACGCGCCGUCGCUGCCCGCCACGGCGCGCCCGGGCGACCACACGCCCGCCACAAUGCAGACAAACACGCGCUGCUACGAGCAGCCGCCACCGCCUCCGCCACUCCCGCAGCAGCAACGGCCGCCGCAGCGGUUGUACUCCGAAGAGGUCGCAUCGCCCUUCCACCCCCCGUCUGUCACCUCUACUCCGUCGUGUAGCACCGGGAGAGCGGUGCCGACGUUCACCGUGGCACGCGCCACUGGCAGGUCUAGAUGGGCAGGCGCUGCCCAGUUUGCGGAGCGUCGCGUCGGGGAUGCUGAACGUGGGGGUCCCCCGCCGCGCUACACAGCGGCGAUGUCUCGUCCAAGCGUCAGCCCGACGCAGCCGUCCUCGACCACCACCACGACGCACAGUUCCACUCAGUCGCCGGGGCUUCCGUUCUUACCGGUCCAACCACCGCCGCCGCCGCCCCCGCCGCAACCCCCACCGCUUCCUCCUCCGCGAGGCAUUUCCGCUCCGGCGGACGCUCUUUUCGCGGCUUCGCUACAAGACGCAGCUGCCGCCUCAUCGCCCCCACCACCGCGCAGCAGUCAGCAAAUCAUUCCGCAGGCGCGGCAACGGCGUCCUCGCGUCAUUUGUAUCCGACUGUGA